Molecule: messenger RNA, 1731 nt
Organism: Ceratitis capitata (Mediterranean fruit fly)
Lineage: Eukaryota; Metazoa; Arthropoda; Insecta; Diptera; Tephritidae
Product: octopamine receptor beta-1R-like
Exons: 3
Coding region: 412-1677 (421 amino acids)
Biological process (GO): adenylate cyclase-activating adrenergic receptor signaling pathway
Cellular component (GO): membrane
Molecular function (GO): octopamine receptor activity
Source: RefSeq, a predicted model, not a curated record
CAAAAAAGGCAUCAUAUGCAAAAACAACAACGGGUACAAGUAAUUAUUAAGUCAAAGCAUACCAGCUUAAGAAGUGCGAAACAACGCCAAAAAUCUGCCUAAAAAUUAUUGUAGUCAUCAAAUUGACUGCGCUCUCGCUCAACCACAAGCAUGCGUUGGCGCUACACAAGUUGGCCGCCAUUGUUGCCGCCCACUAAAGCCAUUCGGUUUCAAAGUUAAUGCAAACAAGGUUUCCCCGCAUUCAUCACUCAUUCCUUAAUUGGCGCACACAAAUAGGUAUGCCGUGAAUGCAGUUAAUGCUGACAAGCGAAAAACAUAAGCAGCAGCAACAACAAUAACAACUAGAUUAACAUCAACCACAAAGACUAAGUCUACAUACACAUCAGGCGAAAGCCAACCAAAAAACCAUCAAUGCAGUCAUCAACGCCAACACGCACAGCCACAACAAGACGUUACAACAACAACAACAACAACAACAACAACAACAACAACAAUACGAAAGCAUACAUUAUGACAAUGACAAGAGCAACCAUAGCUUGCAACAAAACAAUGGCAGUUAGAGGAGCAAGUGGCAGCAUAUUUGUAAGCAUUGCUUUGCUAUUGCUUGUGGCUUUCUCAGGGAAUAUGAAGGUUGUCUCAAUGGCGGCGGCGGCGACGGUGGUAGGGAUAACGGCCGAGGAGACGGUCAACAACACGAACACGCGCACGCAUUUACGACACUCUGCCGCAGGGGACUCUGUCACAGUUGCUGAUGAGGCCGUUACAACAGCCGCAAUGACUUUGAGGACAAACACAGCUGCAACUGUUGCUGUUGUACAGUCAUCGCCACGCGCACAGCUGGCGCAAGCGAAAUAUUUGAGAUUCGUUGCGAAUGUACUGCUCGACGACGAGGGUGGCAGUGGUAGUGGUGGCAAUGGCGCUAAUGGCGGAAGGGGUACUGAUAGUAGCGGCAGUCUUGGCGGUCUUGGUGGUUUUGGAGGUGGCCUUGGCGGUAGUGGCAACAAUUUAGUUCCUAUUAAAUCGGCGGCAGCAGCAGCAGUUGCUGCUUCUGUUUCGGCGAAAGCAUUCAACGAUUCUCUAGCAUCUGAGGUCUUAUCGACGUCGGCGUCGGAAUCGACGGCGGAAUGGACGACACACAUGGCGUUCGUCAUAGUCAAAUGUUUCGUUAUUAUACUAAUCAUACUCGCCGCCAUACUUGGCAAUGUGCUGGUGAUUGUGUCCGUUUGUAGGCAUCGGAAAUUACGAAUCAUCACGAAUUACUUUGUGGUUUCAUUGGCUGUGGCGGAUAUGUUGGUGGCGCUUUGUGCAAUGACAUUUAACGCUUCCGUUGAGAUAACGGGCAAAUGGAUGUUUGGCGCCUUAAUGUGUGACAUUUGGAACAGCUUCGAUGUGUACUUCUCAACGGCGAGCAUUAUGCAUCUAUGCUGCAUAUCUGUGGAUAGAUAUUAUGCAAUUGUGCAACCACUCGAUUAUCCACUGAUCAUGACACAGGGUCGCGUAUGUGUUAUGCUUCUAAUGGUCUGGAUAUUACCUGCCCUGCUCUCCUUCCUGCCCAUCUGCACCGGUUGGUAUACGACGGCCGAAAAUUGGAAAUAUUUGAAAGCCAAUCCACAUGUAAGUACCCUUACACACACGCACCUGCAUGCAUACAUGCAAAUUAUUUGGCAGCAUAAAUAAAGAAUGACGCUUUGAUGGAAAAAAGUUUGUUGCUAUUGCAUAUAUUACAUUGAA